Molecule: messenger RNA, 1521 nt
Organism: Candidozyma auris
Lineage: Eukaryota; Fungi; Ascomycota; Pichiomycetes; Serinales; Metschnikowiaceae
Exons: 1
Coding region: 1-1521 (506 amino acids)
Molecular function (GO): metal ion binding
Source: RefSeq, a predicted model, not a curated record
AUGUCCGAGAAGGCUUCUGAGUCUGUUGUCGAGCCUCAGGAGCUGCUACCGCCAUUCUCCUUCUCCAAGAAGCCCAUCAAAUCCGUCUACACCUCGUCGGGCAUCUCUUCGAUCCUUCUUCACCACCCAAAUCAACAGAAUAACCCUCAGAAUGACGAAAGCAAGUUGUCCACAAAGCCCCUGCUCAACAACAUCAACUACGAUGAACAAAUCAGAGCUCCUCGCAUGUCCCUGGCCUCUCACUAUACGCAUCUGCCACAAUCACCAGUGCCUGGACCAAAACACAUUUCUUCGGAGGCUGGUCCUUCCGACUCAGAGUCCCCUCCGCAAAAGCCAUACACGCCGGCCACAUUCGACCUCAACGCCAAAAUCCGCCAUAAUCUGCUUCCUUUAAGACACAAUUCAUCGCUGCUGCUUCUCGAUGCGUACUUUCCCGGGCUGUCGCUGCCGCCAGUAUCGCAGAAAUCCAAUUCGGGCGAGUCGGCAAGACUGAGCCGUUCGCAGACAUCAGAGCUGACCGUCCAUCUGAGCCAGCUGAAGAUUCAGCGGGCUUUGCUCAACUUGAAUGAAAACACAACAUCGGCAGAGAGAACGGCUCCCUGUGAACUAGCAACAAAGCAAAGAUCUAAUGGUCAUUUGGUGGAUGUCAUAGGUCCAUCACUCCAGCACGUUUACAGCUUGAAAAAGCCGCUUUGCACGCCUGCGGUGCUAAGGCCAGCCCAGGAACCAGAACUGUCAGGCCACGUAGAAUACGACACGUCGUCGCCAGAAUGCGAAAUGAAGGAGUACCCUUUCAAGAUGCCAGCGCAUGACGAGCCAUCUUUAGAGACUUUGAUAGAACCUACACGAGAGCAUUGGAAGCCGAAUCACUCGACGGACCAUUGCACAAAAUGCUUCGAUGUGUUUGGCAAUUUCUUCAGCCCCCAGCGCAAACGAAGACACCACUGUCGCUUCUGUGGGUUCUUAUAUUGUGGGGAUUGUCUUUUUAAGAACGCCCAACUUCUGUCGAGAUCCAGCACUUCAAUCAACAGCCCGUCAAAGCGCUCUGGAAGCAGUUCGUCUAACUCUAGUGGCCUUUCGGUGCUUUCAUCGAUAUCAGCCUCGCUGAGCUCAUCAGAAAACGCCAGUGGUGUGAUGAUGGACGCCAAAGCUCGCCUUGUAGUGCCUAUUUUCGCCAAUCUCAGUCAAGACCCCAUCAGUUUUGAAAGCAUGCGGCAACGGUUUAAGAGCUGCAAAAUAUGCAAAUCGUGCGGCCACAAUUACCUUCGACUUGUACAAGCACUAAAUCUGCGGGUGGAAAGAGCUCCAGAAGAAGUUACGGUGCCAUAUGCAUUCAUCGAAAAUCCGUUUUUUGAUUUCAGCUCCAAAGAUGAGGCGGUGUCUGGCGGCACACUAGAUAGCAGUCUCAGCUCCAUUAGUGAUAUUAAUCCUUCGCAUUUUGGCCCCUGUCCUUCUCGGGACAGAAGGAGAAGCUCUACGGGCAAUAACGUACCACUGGACUGGACGUGGAGUUCGUUUUAA